Saimiri boliviensis boliviensis (Bolivian squirrel monkey) is the source of this 4766-nucleotide messenger RNA. It is a transcript of the gene SLC25A46, whose product is annotated as solute carrier family 25 member 46. Gene Ontology annotation, cellular component: mitochondrial outer membrane. The record is from RefSeq and is a predicted model, not a curated record. Gene Ontology annotation, biological process: axon development; mitochondrial membrane fission; mitochondrial fission. Lineage: Eukaryota; Metazoa; Chordata; Mammalia; Primates; Cebidae.
ACUUCCGGUUGUCAGAAUUUCCCCGAUUCGGCGGCGGCCGAGGGAAAGCUGAGUGGUCCCAGGUCGCCGCGGCCCGGGUGGUGGUGGGCUCCGGGCGGGCUCACGUCAUUUUGCCCCCGCUGCGAUGCAUCCGCGGCGCCCGGACGGAUUUGAUGGCUUGGGCUAUCGGGGUGGUGCCCGGGACGAGCAGGGCUUUGGCGGCGCUUUCCCAGCAAGGUCCUUCAGCACCGGGUCGGACCUGGGCCACUGGGUGACGACUCCCCCAGACAUCCCCGGCAGCCGCAACCUGCACUGGGGCGAGAAGAGCCCGCCCUAUGGCGUGCCCACCACCUCCACCCCGUAUGAAGGCCCUACGGAGGAAGCCUUUUCCAGUGGCGGCGGCGGCGGUGUGCAAGGGCAGAGCAGCGAACAGCUGAAUAGAUUUGCUGGAUUUGGCAUUGGACUUGCAAGUCUCUUUACAGAAAAUGUAUUGGCACAUCCUUGCAUUGUUCUACGCCGUCAAUGUCAGGUUAAUUACCAUGCUCAGCAUUACCAUCUCACUCCAUUUACAGUCAUCAAUAUAAUGUACAGUUUCAACAAAACUCAGGGACCUAGAGCCCUAUGGAAAGGAAUGGGAAGUACAUUUAUUGUCCAGGGAGUCACACUUGGAGCAGAAGGCAUAAUUAGUGAAUUUACACCUUUGCCAAGGGAGGUUUUACAUAAAUGGAAUCCUAAACAAAUAGGAGAACACCUUCUACUGAAAUCCCUAACUUAUGUGGUGGCAAUGCCUUUUUAUUCAGCAAGUCUGAUUGAAACAGUGCAGAGUGAGAUAAUUCGAGAUAAUACUGGCAUUUUGGAAUGUGUUAAAGAAGGAAUUGGAAGAGUGAUAGGCAUGGGAGUGCCUCAUAGCAAACGACUUCUUCCGCUUCUUUCCUUGAUCUUCCCUACGGUGCUUCAUGGAGUUCUUCAUUAUAUCAUCAGCUCAGUUAUUCAGAAGUUUGUCCUACUAAUUCUAAAGAGAAAGACUUAUAAUAGCCACCUAGCUGAGAGCACUAGCCCUGUGCAGAGUAUGUUGGAUGCUUAUUUUCCAGAACUUAUUGCUAACUUUGCUGCCAGUCUUUGUUCUGACGUUAUACUUUACCCAUUGGAAACAGUUUUGCACCGCCUUCACAUUCAAGGAACACGCACAAUAAUUGACAAUACAGACCUUGGCUAUGAAGUGCUUCCAAUUAAUACACAGUAUGAGGGAAUGAGAGACUGUAUCAAUACCAUAAGGCAGGAGGAAGGAGUGUUUGGUUUUUAUAAAGGGUUUGGUGCUGUUAUAAUACAGUACACACUGCAUGCAGCUGUUUUACAGAUUACCAAAAUUAUUUACUCUACACUUCUUCAAAAUAACAUUUGAGAUUUAGGUUCCUUCACUGAGUAGUCUGGAAGAUAGAAUCUGGAUAAUUUGCUGUGAAGUUAUGAGGGAUAGAAGCAAAAUACUGGGGAAUAAAACAGAUUGGAAAGUAAAAUUGGUACAAAAGCCCAUGCUGAUUAUCUUGACUUUGUUUUUUAAGGCAUAGGUAUAUAUUUUGGAUCAAAACUUCCAAAUUUGAAAAUGCAAAUUUAAUAAGUGUUAUGAAAAUAACACUUAAAUUCUAGUUAUUGUAGCACUUAUGCUGAAGUAAACAUGAUCCUAGGCAGAAGCAAAAUUUUAUUAUAAAAUAUAAAACUUUAUAGAGUUGAAUCUAUUCCAUCUGACUUAAAUAUUUGUUAAAUGUUUAUUUUACCUUCUGGAUUGAUGUUGGUAUAGUAUCCUUAAUACACUGUAGUGUAUUGAUGUCCUUAAUACAAUCAGGAGGUUUUUACCUUUAAGCAAAUAAAUUCCAUCAUUGUUGAAAAAGACUUAAGGGAUGAUUAGAUUUGGCAGUAUGUAAUCAGGAGUAUAAAGGUUUUAAAUUGCAUUGUCCCUGUAUAACUAUUUUAAUGGCUAGAUAUAUAUAUUUUAUAAAGCCAUUUAUGUACACACAUAAAACUUGGAAUUUCCUUCAUCCCUACAAGUUUUCUACACUUACAUCACCUUAUUACAUUAAACAGAGUCAUGAACUUCCUGCUUGAACAUCAAAAUAUCAAAAACCAAGGUACCCAAAAGAUGCAAGUCAGAUACAACAUCCUUGUCCAUAGCCAAACCCAGUGUUACAGUGCUAGCAACUUAAUUUGUCAUACAUUUAUAGACUUUGGUUUGCUUUGUUAACUGUGUGAAUCAUCAGUGGCUGUUUUUAGAGCCACUCUUUAGAGAGAAUAUAAAAUAAUCAUGACGAUUACUACUGUUUCCACAUUUACAAAGUGUGUACUUAAAUGAACCUCAUUUGCCUUUUAUUUCUGAACGGCUUGUCUGAGAGGAAACAAAAUUAAAAUUCAUCUGAGAAUUUGUGCCUCAUCUACUAUCUAGUUGUCACUAAAUAACGGCUUCUGUUUUCCUUUUCUUUGAAUUUUUGCUUUAAGUUUUUGUUUUCCAAACUAGAUGUACAUGAAGGGAAAAACAAUUAGUCUUAUCACCUUUUAUUUAAACUUCUUUAGAUGAGUACUAAAGAAAAAUCCAAACCUUAAAGAAAAUGUGCCCUUGUGUUUUAUGGGUGAGGGGGAAAAGUACAUUUCAACGUAUAAUAAGAAAAAAAAAUCAGUUUAAUAAGAACAUGUCUGUUUCUAAAUUUAAUUUGGUGGGUUAAGCACUUUGUAUAGUAAAAUGAUAUGUGUUUACUCUAUCAUUCGACAUGUUAAAGUUUCAUUUCUUCACAUAAAUAAUCACAGUUGUAAAACGAACGAUUUGGUACUCUGAAACACAGUGACUUUGCACUGAUAUUGUCCAAUCAAGAGUGCAUACUAACUGAAAUUUAUUUUACUUGCUAAAGGUCACAGUAAUGGUUACUUUUUGUGACUGGUAGUGUUGGAACAAAAAAGUGAUAUCCAAAAUGUGUAAAAACAGUAAUAAGUAGCAAAUCUCUUGUGUGUGUGUGUGCGUGUGUGUGUGUGUGUGUGUGUGUGUAAUUACUGAAACACCUACAUUUUCCAUUUUUAAAUUCCACCAAGAGGGAGAAAAUAAAAUUAAACACCACUUACCACAUUUUGUAUUUUAUGGCAAAUCUUUUAGAUUGAGGUUUACUUUGUCUAACCAAUAGCAUUUAAAUUGCUUCAAUUAGGGUAGUUUCAGAUAAGAGUAAACAAGAAAAUUUCAAGUUUGAAAAUUUCUAGAAAAGCAUCUGAAUAGAAUCAAGUCUUUACUAGUAAACAUCUGUAGGAUCCUUUAUUUAGCUAAAAAUUAAAUAUUUCAAGAUUAUUUGUUGGAAGUUAGCAUGAAAUAGUUACAUAAAUUCAUUUUAUUGUGGAAUAAUUAUAAGAGUGAUAGGCUGAACCACACACAAGUAAGGUUGAUCUUGUUUUCCUUUUUGGAGGAAGAGAAUACAAAUUUACACUAGAAUUGAAAUGUAGAAAGUAAAAUACAUAGAAUUUUUUUACUGCCAUUCCAGAAUAGUUGAAACAAAAUCUUGAACAGUCAAGCACUUAAAUUUAAGCUAGCCAAAUAUGUUGCACUGAAUUUUGAAAAGAAUAAGUGAGAUACCCAUAAGAUAUACUCUUUCCCUUUUAAGAAUUGUUAUUUUUCUUUAACAUAGGUGCCAAAUCAAAUAUCCAUGGGCUACACUUCUUAAGAUAAUAACACUCAAAAUAAUAUUUUGUUAAUUCAAUAGUACUAAAAGCAUUAUGGAAAAGAUUCUAUUAAAUGUUCCACAGGCCCCCUGGUCCUCGUAUAAGCCAGAUUUUGGCCACUGAGCUUGUGAUACACUCGCCUUACAUUGUAGGGUUUCUUAAUUUGAGUCAAGUACACUGAAAGCAUUUCAAAACUGGUAAAUAUUAAUUUACUAUCUAAAGUGAACUUAUGAAUUAACUUACUAAACACAUAUAUGUAGACCUUCCUGAGAUGUCAUUCUCAAUUUUAUAUUAUGGACCCUUAAAAAAAUUAUCUGGGUUAAUAAGAUUAUUUAUUAAAGCCUCCAAAAUCUCAGCACUAAGUUUUAUAAAUAUGAAAUAGAAACAAGCUAAUUUGAAAAUGCAUAUUUGAUACAUUAGCUGGUGUUUUCAGAACCAUAUAGAACUGGAGAGAUGAGAUCUUGCUUACUUUUGCAGGUGUACCUGACUACUCACAACUGUCCUCUCAGCUGUGGCUUUGUUAAAACUGCACAAAGCAUUCACUUUAUUGAUUGAGCACAAAUGCUUUAGUGUUUCUAUGUAUUAGUAUAUCUGUUCAGGAAAUUUAAAAAAUGCUGCCUUGUAUUUGUUUUAUCAACUGAGGUUGUGGAGGAUGUUUGUCCACUGAUCUCUUGAAACAGGACUACUUUGUCUGCCUCUAAUAAGAUAGCCAGGUUUGAAUUAUGCUCAAAAUUUAUAUAAGCAAAUAAAGUCUCUUGAUAACAAUUCUUGAUAACACUGCACUAGAAUUUGAAUGAUACUGUCAGCAUUUCCAUUUUCUCUUUCAAGUAGUUGUAAAUAAUCUUUUCCUCAUAUAAACUGAAUGUGUAAUGUCUUACUCUUGAGUCAUUUGUGUCAUUGAUGUGGUACCAAGUUGUAUAGCAGAGUAACAAAAACAUGAUUUGACAAUGAAAUUUGCUUAUUAUUGCCUCACCUAGAGAUGUUUUGUCUGUAUGACUUUUUUUUUUUUUUUUUUUUUUUUUAAGUUUGUCUCACUGUUACUUUAAACAUUUUGGGUAAAUUGUGUAAUAUGAAAAGUUCAAUAAAAUGUUGAAAUAAAA